Molecule: messenger RNA, 3044 nt
Organism: Mizuhopecten yessoensis (Yesso scallop)
Lineage: Eukaryota; Metazoa; Mollusca; Bivalvia; Pectinida; Pectinidae
Product: trichohyalin-like
Exons: 10
Coding region: 110-2806 (898 amino acids)
Biological process (GO): regulation of transcription by RNA polymerase II
Cellular component (GO): SAGA complex
Molecular function (GO): transcription coactivator activity
Source: RefSeq, a predicted model, not a curated record
AAUAAUAUUACCAACAGCAGUUCACCAUUUACGUUUUGUAUUUCGUGCAUUGAACAUAUUUUCUUUGUGUUUUUAUCGCCUCCUUCCUAAUUCAUAAUGUAAACAGACAAUGAAAGGGAAAGGCAAGGGCAUUAUAGACAAGGAUUGCCCUCUACAGUUCCCAGAUCUGCAGCCAGUAGACCAUGCCACAGAAUGCCCUAAAUAUACAGCUGUUCUGACACGGUCUGAAGAUGAGGGGAUAGGUCUUGAGGAGCUUGAGGUCAUACAGAGUGACCUGGAGACUCUGUUGGCAUCAGCAGGACUGAGAUUAAAGCAGCUGGAACAUGAGAAGCAGAUCCUGGUAAACUGGCAAGAUAAGAAGGACAAGAAAGGGCUCACUCCAGGGAAGGUGCAACCUGAGACACCUACUUCAGGUAAGAGAGGGAAAGUUGUUGAGGAGAAACCAAGCAAGAAGUUCAAGGGUGCUACAGAGACCUCAGGGAAGGGAGCAAUUCACCAGACCCCUACAGGGCCAGGGCGACCAAAGUCGAAAAUCAACCAGACAAAGGGAGAAUAUGACAGUGCUGCUGAUUCUCCUAUUGACUUGCCCAAAUUACCAAAGAACGACGCUGUUAACCGCUUCUGGGUAUCUGUGGAGCCCUACUGUGCUGACAUCACUACAGAGGAUAUCAAAGUCCUAGAGGACCUCCUCAUUAGUCACCAAGAUGAUGCUGACUUUUUUAAAGUGCCUGCCCUUGGAAAACAUUUCUCUGACAGAUGGGCUGAGGAAGACCUCUUGGAGGAACAGAGAGAUGGGGCAAAGAUAAAUGACAGGCGGAGAGGGAACAAUAACAAUCACAGUGGCUGUCCAGAUGUUACGACCUUGCUAAAGAAGGCCGAGCAGAGUAAUGUGGAUGAGUCUCCGUUUGGGCCCCUCACCCAGCGAUUAGUGUCCGCCCUCAUUGAGGAGAACAUAAUGACACCAAUGGACGAUGCCAUGACGGAACUAGGUGGAGAGUCUGCAGACGAAGCUCCAGCUAUAUCUCCUAGAGCAUUAGCCAAGCAGUUAAAUAUUGGCAACCCUAUACACUUAGAGAAACGUAUCAAACGUGAACUGGAGGAGCAAGGUAACAAGCAGUUAAAUAUUGGCAACCCUAUACACUUAGAGAAACGUAUCAAACGUGAACUGGAGGAGCAAGGUAACAAGCAGUUAAAUAUUGGCAACCCUAUACACUUAGAGAAACGUAUCAAACGUGAACUGGAGGAGCAAGGUAACAAGCAGUUAAAUAUUGGCAACCCUAUACACUUAGAGAAACGUAUCAAACGUGAACUGGAGGAGCAAGGUAACAAGCAGUUAAAUAUUGGCAACCCUAUACACUUAGAGAAACGUAUCAAACGUGAACUGGAGGAGCAAGGUAACAAGCAGUUAAAUAUUGGCAACCCUAUACACUUAGAGAAACGUAUCAAACGUGAACUGGAGGAGCAAGGUAACAGGCAGUUAAAUAUUGGCAACCCUAUACACUUAGAGAAACGUAUCAAACGUGAACUGGAGGAGCAAGGUAACAAGCAGUUAAAUAUUGGCAACCCUAUACACUUAGAGAAACGUAUCAAACGUGAACUGGAGGAGCAAGGUAACAAGCAGUUAAAUAUUGGCAACCCUAUACACUUAGAGAAACGUAUCAAACGUGAACUGGAGGAGCAAGGUAACAAGCAGUUAAAUAUUGGCAACCCUAUACACUUAGAGAAACGUAUCAAACGUGAACUGGAGGAGCAAGGUAACAAGCAGUUAAAUAUUGGCAACCCUAUACACUUAGAGAAACGUAUCAAACGUGAACUGGAGGAGCAAGGUAACAAGCAGUUAAAUAUUGGCAACCCUAUACACUUAGAGAAACGUAUCAAACGUGAACUGGAGGAGCAAGGUAACAAGCAGUUAAAUAUUGGCAACCCUAUACACUUAGAGAAACGUAUCAAACGUGAACUGGAGGAGCAAGGUAACAAGCAGUUAAAUAUUGGCAACCCUAUACACUUAGAGAAACGUAUCAAACGUGAACUGGAGGAGCAAGGUAACAAGCAGUUAAAUAUUGGCAACCCUAUACACUUAGAGAAACGUAUCAAACGUGAACUGGAGGAGCAAGGUAACAAGCAGUUAAAUAUUGGCAACCCUAUACACUUAGAGAAACGUAUCAAACGUGAACUGGAGGAGCAAGGUAACAGGCAGUUAAAUAUUGGCAACCCUAUACACUUAGAGAAACGUAUCAAACGUGAACUGGAGGAGCAAGGUAACAGGCAGUUAAAUAUUGGCAACCCUAUACACUUAGAGAAACGUAUCAAACGUGAACUGGAGGAGCAAGGUAACAGGCAGUUAAAUAUUGGCAACCCUAUACACUUAGAGAAACGUAUCAAACGUGAACUGGAGGAGCAAGGUAACAGGCAGUUAAAUAUUGGCAACCCUAUACACUUAGAGAAACGUAUCAAACGUGAACUGGAGGAGCAAGGUAUACUGGACAUGGAAGAAAAGGUAGAGGACAACCCUGAUGAUGAGAUUCUAACGGAGCUACGUCAGAAACAACAGGACCUAAAGGCAAUCAGUCAACACAACAUUGUCGUAACAAAGAGUCUACUGGAGCGGGCCAAGGAGGAGAUGAAAAAACAGGAAAUAAGGAAGAAGUUGGCUGCUGCUGAUGCUGAGGUAUUGGAUGCUUACAGGAAAAUCCAGGCAGCUCGUCAGAAAAAGAAAACACCAACAAAGAAGGAAAAGGAUGCUGCGUGGAAAGCGCUCAAAGAACGAGACGCUUUAGUGAAAGUUUUAGCUUCAAAAAACAAGUGAUCUGUUCUACAUUCUAACAUUUUGGAGUCCAUGAAAACUUUUUACGCAAAUUAUUUAGUAUACGUUAUACAUCUACUGGUGAAAGGUUAAUCCUGUUUGGGCAGGAGGUGACAGCAAAUCAUCAUAAGUCAUACGAUGAACAAAAUCAAUCAUACUUAGACACAUAUUAUGUACAUAUUGAUUUUAAGUAUACUGUAUCAUUCAUUUUUUUAUUGCAAUUAUUUUGCAUAGUACUGUU